Molecule: messenger RNA, 3992 nt
Organism: Thamnophis sirtalis
Lineage: Eukaryota; Metazoa; Chordata; Lepidosauria; Squamata; Natricidae
Gene: ARRDC3
Product: arrestin domain containing 3
Biological process (GO): protein transport
Cellular component (GO): plasma membrane; endosome; cytoplasm
Source: RefSeq, a predicted model, not a curated record
GGAGCAAAGCGCCGCGCAUGCGCACUGUCGUUGUUUUCCACAAAGCUUAAAAUGAGCUGGCAGCGGCAGACUACUUGUCUUUGUAGAGAGACCACAGAGCUGGCGGGCAGGAGCUGCGAGCAGCAUCUUAUGCUGGUACUUUUGAAGAAAUCCCCGAUGAAGUGCUCGUAGAGAUCACACUGAUCCUGCCUGCAGCCUUUUUCGCAGAGCAGAGAAACUGAUCAGUGUCAAGUGAAGAUCGCAUUUUUAUAUGAGAUCUUGACUUCCUUCCCCUUUUUUUCUUAUAGUGUAUUUUUAUAGACUUUUAUUAUUAAAAAAAAAACUAGUAACAUGGUGCUGGGGAAGGUGAAGAGUUUGACAAUAAGCUUUGACUGUCUUAAUGACAGCAAUGUCCCCGUCUAUUCUAGCGGGGAUACAGUCUCAGGAAGGGUGAAUUUAGAAGUGACUGGAGAAAUUAGAGUCAGAUCACUUAAAAUCCAUGCAAGGGGACAUGCGAAAGUACGCUGGACUGAAUCUAGAAAUGCUGGCUCCAACACUGCCUACACACAGAAUUACACUGAAGAAGUAGAAUACUUCAAUCACAAGGAUAUCUUAAUUGGGCACGAAAGAGAUGAUGAUAAUUCUGAAGAAGGCCUCCAUAUCAUUCAUUCAGGAAGACAUGAAUAUGCAUUCAGCUUUGAGCUUCCACAGACACCACUUGCUACCUCAUUUGAAGGCAGACAUGGCAGUGUGCGCUAUUGGGUGAAAGCAGAAUUGCACAGGCCUUGGCUUCUACCAGUAAAAUUAAAGAAGGAAUUUACAGUCUUUGAACAUAUAGAUAUCAACACUCCUUCAUUACUGUCACCCCAAGCAGGCACAAAAGAAAAGACUCUCUGUUGCUGGUUUUGUACCUCAGGCCCAAUAUCCUUAAGUGCCAAAAUUGAAAGGAAGGGCUAUACCCCAGGUGAACCAAUUCAGAUCUUUGCAGAGAUUGAAAACUGCUCAUCUCGAAUGGUAGUGCCAAAGGCUGCCAUUUAUCAAACACAGGCAUUCUAUGCUAAAGGGAAAAUGAAGGAAGUAAAACAGCUGGUUGCCAACUUGCGCGGAGAAUCUUUGUCAUCAGGGAAGACAGAAACCUGGAAUGGCAAGCAGUUAAAAAUUCCACCUGUGUCCCCAUCCAUCCUUGAUUGUAGCAUAAUCCGUGUAGAAUAUUCUCUAAUGGUAUAUGUGGAUAUUCCAGGUGCAAUGGACUUGUUUCUUAAUUUACCACUUGUCAUUGGUACUAUUCCUUUACAUUCAUUUGGCAGCCGAACAUCAAGUGUGAGCAGCCAGUGUAGCAUGAAUAUGAACUGGCUUGGUCUGCAUGAAAGACCAGAAGCACCUCCUAGCUAUGCAGAAGUGGUCACUGAGGAGCAAAGACAGUCUAGUCUAGCACCCGUAACUGCUUGCGAUGACUUUGAAAGAGCACUUCAAGGACCAUUAUUCGCCUACAUCCAAGAGUUUCGAUUCCUGCCUCCUCCACUUUAUUCUGAGAUUGAUCCAAAUCCAGAUCAGACCUCAGAUGACAGGCCAUCCUGCCCCUCUCGCUGAAAGAAUGUCUCCCAAAAAUGUUGAGAUGGGUCUGAAUCAUAUUUUAACUGUAUUCAGGAUAAAGACGUCCUAUAGAAACAGGCUUUGAAAGGAAGUUAUUGCCUAAAAGAAAAGGAGAAAUAAUGAAACAUCCUGUGAUUAUGCUUUUGAAGUCUACAGCAAACAUCAUAGGACUGCUCCACAUGCUUGAAGACCUGGGCUUUCUCUUUCUGUUCUAUAAUGGCACAUACUAAGAGCAGCCUUAAUAGCCUACACGUGUCAAAAUACUUACCAUGUUGCAAGAGGGAUAACAUUCUCCUUUUAUUUGAAAAUUUGCACAUGCUCAAUGCUUUUGUUGUGCAGUUCAGUGUCACUACAGCUUUUUCUCAUUUAUGUUGGACUGUUAACCUCUUCUAACUUGUUUGUGGUCCGCACAACAAGGAGCAAAAGAAAGCUUUGAAAACUUUGAUACAAAUGCACUGACUUUUUUUAUUUAGAUAAACAAUAUAGGUUGGACUUUUUCUGCAUAUGCACAUGUUCAGAAUUGUCCCAAUAAGACUGAUCCAUGCAUCACCUCUUCAGCUUGGAUCCUCUUGUGGAUUUAUUACAAACAUCAAAUGCCUUCAACCAAUCCUUGCUGUAUGUUUCACAGCCUACUAUAGUAGACAAGCAACAGAUUCGAGGGGCGAAAGUAACAAAAGAAAACAAUAGGAUUUUUUGUCAGGAGUGUGUAUCUUAAUUCCUUUUUAAGCAUUUGUUGCCUUUCUACUAUUACUGCAAAGACGAAUUUUGUUACAGACUGCCUAAAAUCACUUAAUCUCAGGUGAACUCAUCACUUGCCAAAAUGUUGAAAUGCUACUUGUGUUUAUGUUGCACUGUUGAGUUCUUUUUUCCUCUUUUGUUUUUGUUACUUCGUUUUCUUUGAAAAGGGGACUUGGAAAAGGGACAUACAUAUAUUAAGACAUCCUCAUUUCUUAUUAUCUAGCCAAAACAUGAAACAUAAUUAAGAGUUUGGCCAAAUUCCUAGAAGACCCAUGUAGGCAAUAGCACCGAACAUAUCAGCAAGAGUUGAGGAGGAAAGUUAUACAUGAUUUAUAAAAUUACUCACGUAGGGAUUUCUUAGCUAGGUGGUAUGGGUAGGGAAAGUAAAUUUAUUUUUAUAUGUAGUUAACUCAUGACCAGAAACGUGUAAAAAAAUUUAUAGUGAAAUUUUAGUCAGAUUAGGGUGGGCAUCUCAAGUGAGCAGUAUCUCUUUUAAGAUACUUUAGAACAUAUUUUCUGGGGACUGCUAUUUCAAAUAUAUUCUCUACUAAAAAUGAAAGUGACUCAGUAGUAAAAUCGUUGAUAUAAUUAGCAGGUUUGCUUUGCUUAAUUUGAGGAUGGGUAACAUUACAAGGAAUUGACUAGUAGGUGAUUGGGGUGGAAUCUCAGCACAAAUGCUAAAAUAUUUAAUUUUUAAAAAGUCACAACUAUCACCUUUUGGAAAACUCGACUCAUUUUUUACCAAAAUAACUAUUCUAAUUUUCAAGUGGCAAGAAUUGAGUUCAUGUAUUGCUGACCAAGUGUUGAUUUUAUCAAUAGAUUGGCUUUGGACUGGUGCAGCUCAUCCCAAAGCCUGUCUUGAGGAUUAGAACAAGUAGGAUAGGCUUGUCCACAAGUGGCCUUUAAGAAAACAUGGACAACAAUUCAUGUUUGAAUACUAACAGGGUGAAAAAUGAACAGUAUAAAAUGAAUCGCGUUUUAAGUGAUUCUUUUAAAUGAGUUUGACCUUUAGCAAGCAAACUUCAUAUGAUGGCAUAAUAAGAAAAUUGAGCGAUGGAACUUAAAAAAUACAGUAACAAUUUUGUGAAUGUCCCUCUUCCAUAGAAGAUUAAAAUAUGCUUUAACGGGAUAAAGGCAUAAAAGGGCAUUUGGUGGGCUUUUUGUUGUUUUUUGUUUUAAUCAAUGAGGGAACAAUUGUUAUGCAUAGCAUUAUAUUUAUCACAGUAUAAUAGAAGGUUCUAUAUUGAAGCAGGAUUGACCAAUAUUGUAAUAAUUGGCAUUUCAAUAUACCAAUAUUGUGAUGAGAUUAAAAUUUGCAAACACUAAUUUUUUUCACAAAAUAUUACACUUGCGGCAUUACUAUUAUCUCUGACUUCAGAAAUAUUGGUCAUUGUCUAGACAUUGUAUAAUAUUGGAUUUUGAGCUGUAAGUCCAGUAUUCAAAAUAACAAUUAAAAAGGGGGGAUAAGUUCAAAAUGUUAAACAAAGUGCAAUAUUUAAUGUUUGCUUUAUAGAUUAUAUUCAGUGGCUGUUUGUACUAUAUUUUCUUUCUUUUUUCUGUUUUUAGUUUGGUGCUGAAUAUGUCUCUGUAGAUUCUGUUCAAGAAAACGAAUUGUGGAAAACAAUUUAAUUUUUCCUAUUGCUCUUCCUUGUGGAUAAUAAACUUUUUUUUAUAUAAAGCAA